AUGGCUACGCAUCCGCUCCCAGUGGGGUCCGGGACCGAGAAAAUGAAGCUCAAGAGCCUCCUGCUCCGUUAUUACCCUCCAGGAAUUAUGUUGGAAUAUGAGAAGAAUGGAGUGUUGAAGACCAAGUCUAUAGAUUUGCUGGAUCUCAGUCCCAGCACUGACGUCAAUGCCUUAGUGGAAGAGAUACAGAGAGCAGAGCCUCUGAUCACAGCUUCACGGUCAGACCAAGUGAAACUUUUAAUUCAGAGACUGCAAGACAAACUCAUACAGCACAGCGACCACGUAUUCGAUCUUUUCAAGGUUCUCAGAGCACACAUACUGCCAUUGACUAAUGUCGCACUUAAUAAAUCGGGCUCUUGCUUUAUCACAGGAAGCUACGACCGAACCUGCAAAGUCUGGGACACGGCGUCUGGGGCGGAGCUCCUCACCCUGGACGGCCACAGGAACGUGGUGUACGCCAUCGCAUUCAACAACCCCUACGGUGACAAAAUUGCCACGGGGUCCUUCGAUAAGACUUGCAAACUGUGGAGUGUAGAAACGGGAAAGUGCUACCACACCUUUAGGGGGCACACAGCAGAAAUAGUGUGUUUAUCUUUCAACCCUCAAAGCACAUUGGUGGCCACGGGAAGUAUGGACACAGUGGCCAAGCUGUGGGACAUUCAGAAUGGAGAGGAAGUAUCCACGUUAACCGGACACUCAGCCGAAAUCAUCUCCUUGUCCUUCAACACCUCAGGAGACAGAAUCAUCACGGGGUCUUUCGAUCACACGGCUGUGGUGUGGGACGUGGAGGCUGGAAGGAAGGUGUGCACCCUAAUUGGGCACUGCGCCGAGAUCAGCAGUGCCUUGUUCAGCUGGGAUUGCUCUAUGAUACUGACUGGCUCCAUGGACAAAACCUGCAUGCUGUGGGAUGCUACGACUGGAAAAUGUAUGGCAACCUUAACAGGCCAUGAUGAUGAAAUUCUGGACUGCUGCUUUGACUACGCCGGAAAGCUGAUCGCCACUGCCUCAGCCGAUGGAACAGCUAGAGUUUUCAGCGCAGCCACGAGAAAAUGCAUCACCAAGUUGGAAGGCCAUGAAGGUGAGAUUUCAAAGAUUUCUUUCAACCCCCAAGGGAACCGUCUUCUAACGGGCAGCUCUGACAAAACAGCCAGGAUCUGGGAUGCUCAGACCGGCCAGUGCCUCCAGGUGCUCGAGGGGCACACGGACGAAAUCUUCUCCUGCGCUUUCAACUACAAGGGCGACAUCAUCAUCACAGGCAGCAAGGACAAUUCCUGCAGGAUAUGGCGCUGA
Molecule: messenger RNA, 1290 nt
Organism: Miniopterus natalensis
Lineage: Eukaryota; Metazoa; Chordata; Mammalia; Chiroptera; Miniopteridae
Gene: DAW1
Product: dynein assembly factor with WD repeats 1
Biological process (GO): mRNA splicing, via spliceosome
Cellular component (GO): U4/U6 x U5 tri-snRNP complex
Molecular function (GO): protein binding; U6 snRNA binding; U4 snRNA binding
Source: RefSeq, a predicted model, not a curated record